AUGCCUAAGAACAGCAAAGUAGUAAAAAGAGAGAUAGAUGAUGAUGUCAUCGAAUCAGUUAAGGAUCUCCUAUCCAAUGAAGAUUCUGUUGAAGAUGCUUUUAAAAAAAGUGAAUUGUCAGUUAAUGAUUCAGAGGACAAAGAUGUAGAUGUGGAAGAGGGAUCUGAUGUAGAAGAUGAGCGACCAGCCUGGAAUAGCAAACUUCAAUAUAUUCUGGCACAAGUUGGAUUUUCUGUAGGCUUGGGAAAUGUGUGGCGUUUUCCAUACCUGUGUCAAAAAAAUGGUGGAGGUGCCUAUCUUGUGCCAUAUUUAAUCUUGCUGCUGAUCAUAGGAAUACCACUUUUUUUCCUGGAGCUUUCAGUGGGUCAAAGAAUCCGUCGUGGGAGCAUUGGAGUAUGGAAUUACAUCAGCCCCAAGCUUGGUGGAAUUGGAUUUGCAAGCUGUAUAGUAUGCUUUUUUGUGGCCCUGUAUUAUAAUGUCAUCAUUGGAUGGAGUUUGUUCUAUUUUUCUCAGUCCUUUCAGCAUCCGUUACCGUGGGAUCAGUGUCCCUUGGUGAAAAAUUCUUCACAUACCUUUGUAGAGCCAGAAUGUGAAAAGAGCUCAGCUACAACGUAUUACUGGUACAGAGAAGCACUCAAUAUUUCUAGUUCUAUAUCUGAGAGUGGAGGUCUGAAUUGGAAAAUGACAAUCUGCUUAUUGGCUGCAUGGGUUACGGUGUGCCUGGCAAUGAUUAAAGGCAUCCAAUCUUCAGGCAAAGUAAUGUACUUUAGCUCUCUUUUCCCUUAUGUCGUACUUCUGUGCUUUCUAAUCAGAGGGCUACUCUUAAAUGGUUCACUGGAUGGGAUUCGUCAUAUGUUUACCCCAAAGCUUGAAAUAAUGCUGGAGCCUAAGGUCUGGAGAGAAGCUGCAACUCAAGUGUUCUUUGCCUUAGGACUUGGAUUUGGUGGAGUCAUUGCCUUUUCAAGCUACAACAAGAGAGACAACAACUGCCAUUUUGAUGCUGUUCUGGUGUCCUUCAUCAAUUUUUUCACAUCUGUGCUGGCAACUUUAGUGGUGUUUGCUGUUCUGGGCUUCAAGGCCAACAUCAUAAAUGAGAAAUGCAUUAUCCAAAAUUCUGAACAAAUUAUCAACCUUCUGAAUAGUGGCAAUCUCAGCAAGGCUAUCAUACCUCAUCAUAUUAAUUUAUCAAGUAUUACAGCAGAGGAUUAUAAUCUGGUAUAUGAUAUCAUUCAAAAAGUUAAAGAAGAUGAGUUUCCUCUGGGUUUGAAACCAUGUCAAAUUGAAGAUGAACUUAAUAAGGCUGUUCAAGGAACUGGUUUAGCUUUCAUUGCCUUCACAGAAGCCAUGACGCACUUCCCCGCUUCUCCUUUCUGGUCUGUGAUGUUCUUCCUCAUGCUAGUAAAUCUAGGACUUGGCAGCAUGUUUGGAACCAUUGAAGGGAUCACUACACCUAUUGUUGAUACCUUCAAAGUGAGAAAAGAAAUUCUGACUGUCGCUUGCUGUCUUCUAGCAUUUUGCAUUGGUCUCAUAUUUGUGCAGCGGUCUGGUAAUUACUUUGUAACAAUGUUUGAUGACUACUCUGCUACACUGCCUCUACUUAUUGUUGUCAUUUUGGAGAAUAUUGCAAUGACUUACGUUUAUGGAAUAGACAAAUUUAUGGAAGAUCUAAAAGAUAUGCUUGGCUUUUCUCCAAAUCAGUUCUAUUAUUAUACAUGGAAAUAUAUCUCCCCUAUUGUUUUAUUGUCUCUGCUGGUAGCAAGUAUUAUCCAAAUGGUAUUAAGCCCCCCUAGUUACAGUGCAUGGAUUGAAGACAAGGCAAGCAAGGAGUUUCAGAACUACCCAACAUGGGGACUGAUUGUUUGCAUCUCUCUAAUUGUUUUGGCAAUGCUCCCUGUCCCAGUUGUCUACUUGAUUCGCCGCUGCAAUCUUAUUGAUGACAGUUCAGGUAGUUUGGCAGCUGUUUCCUAUAAAAGAGGGCACAUUAUCAAGGAACCAGUGAAUCUUGAGGGAGAUGAUGCCAGCCUGAUCCAUGGAAAGAGUCCAAGUGAGGUGCCAUUUCCAACAUUUGGCAAAAACAUUUACCGAAAACAGUCUGGCUCUCCAGCAGUGGAUACUGCCCCCAACGGUCGCUAUGGUAUUGGCUACAUAAUGGCAAACAUGUCAGAUAUGCCAGAGUCUGAUUUGUAG
Messenger RNA from Python bivittatus (Burmese python), 2187 nucleotides. RefSeq names its product solute carrier family 6 member 15 (gene SLC6A15). NCBI's taxonomy places the organism in Eukaryota, Metazoa, Chordata, Lepidosauria, Squamata, Pythonidae. Gene Ontology annotation, cellular component: plasma membrane. The record is from RefSeq and is a predicted model, not a curated record. Gene Ontology annotation, molecular function: proline:sodium symporter activity. Gene Ontology annotation, biological process: L-leucine transport; sodium ion transmembrane transport.